AUGCCAGACUCAUCCGACGAGUCAGACUCCGAAGGAGUUGGUCUCGUGCAGAAUGACGCUUCCGACUCGGAUUCUCCCGGAAGCGACUCGGGAUCUGAGAAUGGCAAUGGCAUUGACUUCCUCGACGUCGAGGCUUCCGAAUCAGGCGAUAGCAAUUCCGACAACUCAUCAGAUUCAGACUCCGAUGACGAAUCAAUUCUGGGAGAAGGACGACGCCGUGCUCCUCGCGCCUUCUUCCCGGAAUUCCGCAGGCUUCCCAUCGAACUGCGUCAUCGUAUCUGGCAGUUCUUCUGUCCGGAUCUCGCUCUACUACCACGCGUCAUUUCUUUCCAAACGGUGUGCUCACCGAAGCAGGAUAGCAUAUGGGAAAGUGCAACGUUGGAGAACCAGAUCGCGGCAGCAAGUGCGAUGCUCGCUGUCCACCGCGAGAGCCGAGAACUCGCCCUCAAGGCUUUUCCGGACACUCUGGCCAUCCGCGAGGGACGCCGCAUAGUGCGCUUCCACAAGCAAAGAGAUGUUGUCCACCUCAACGGCCAAAAGAAGAGCUGGGAGCAUAACAUCAACGUGCCAGGAUUUUCGGAAAAUGUCGUCAAUCUGGCACUAGACACCUCCGAGCUGGACCCUCGUGAAAUGCGGUUAUUCCUCGCUUUUCCGAACCUCAAGAAUGUCUUCGAUUUCGCCUGGCACAGCGACCGACGCAUACCGCAUAGGUUGCAUUGGUGCGCCUCGGACAAAAUCCACCGCUACGAGAUCGAGCAGCUUCAGAAGAACGUCCACUCCGGUGAAGACUUGCACUUUAUCUACUGCUGGCCGGAUGUGGAGAAACAUCGCGAAUUUGCACAAAAUAAAGCUGGGCUGACGGAAUUAUGCGAGGCCGCCAUGACGGAAAUAGCUGAAAUCAGAGAAGAUGACCCAGACUUCAUGGAGGACGACGACGUGGCGCGUCUCGGCGAGAUCGACUAUUGGCAGAUGACGUGCUUCGGUUGGGAAGCUGCUGAUCGAUUCGAGGCCUUUCUGGCAAAGCACGAAGUCACUGACGGGGACAUGCCCGCUACGGAUGGGUCAGACGACGAUGACGAAGAUGGAUCUAAUGAUUCUGACGACUCAUCUGACCAGAAUGAGUACGAAAGUGACGGCAUAGAUGACGCAACAAUUGACGGGGAGUCGGUCGACGAAGAUGAAGACGACUUACUGAUUGACACGCGACAAGAAAGCGACGACGAAGAGGAAGGCGGAGCAUCUGACUUUGGUGGAUUUUCUCCACUAAGGGAUGAGGACGGUGGCAUGAUGAUUGACGGCUCGGGUCCUACGGCCCAUUUCUCCAGUCCGGAGCCAGAGUUUGGCAAUGAUCGACCGCGGCUGAGUGGCAGACGAGCGCGUCAGGUCGCGUCCUCCGACGAUGACGAAGAAUCGGGCGAAGACGAGGGAGACGAGCCAGGGCGCGGCGCAAACCGGCGCGGUCCUGUGAUUCUUUCUGACGAUGAAGAUGAGGAGCAAGAAGACGAGAAGCCGUCACAGAGUACCGGCCGUCGCGGUCGCGUCGUGCUCUCCGACGAUGAGGAGGACGAAGAGGCGAAAAACCCUAUGCGACCCUCAGGGCGACGUGCUCGAGUGCUUCCCUCAGAUGAUGAGGAUGAGGAUGAAGAUGACGGCGGUGCAGAUGUCGGCAAUGCUGAGAUAAAGAGUGGCUCAGACCACGAGGAUGGACAGGCAGGCACAAAGAGGCUUUGGUCCCUCGCCGAGAAGCUCGCUCGUAAUCGUGAGGAAAACCCGGUAUCCGACGAAGAAGAGUCCGAGGAGGAUGAGAGCCCGGAGGAGGAGGAGGAAGAGCCGGCGGCACCCAAGAAAAUGUCUCUCGCCCAGCAACUCAUGACGCACCGCAAGCGAAACCCCAUCGUUUCUGAGUCUGAGGGUGGCUCUGAGGGCAGCGUCAUAGAUGACAAUGACGAGCUAGACGAUGAGGACGAGGAAGAAGAAGAUGAUGAGAAUGGAAUGUUUAUGAGCAUGGCGGACGAGGGCGAGUCUGAUGACGAGGGAGACGAAGAAGACUACUAG
Molecule: messenger RNA, 2055 nt
Organism: Colletotrichum spaethianum
Lineage: Eukaryota; Fungi; Ascomycota; Sordariomycetes; Glomerellales; Glomerellaceae
Exons: 1
Coding region: 1-2055 (684 amino acids)
Source: RefSeq, a predicted model, not a curated record